CAGUGUAGAUCACGAAAAGAAAUUUCUACGCAAAAGACACACAUGCAAGGCACAGGAGGCGGUCCCGUGAUGAACCUGAGUGGUAUUGCUGAAGCGGUUUACGAUGUUUUGGGGCAUUCCAAUGUUUCCAUAAGUGGGGUUGACGGUGGCCUUGAUUCGUCAUUGAUUCAGGUCAUUGAUUUAGGCACAAGUGUGGUGCCUCAGAGUUCAACCGUCACACCCUCCACCUCUUCCACCAUGAACCACCCACCAGCAACCGUCAUCUUGGAAUCAGUUCCCUGUGGGAUAGACGAUGAUGCAGACGAUAGGAUAACGAAAAGAAGAUAUAGACAAUUGAAAAUAGAUGUUCUAGAGUUGCAGAAACAAUAUUUAAUGUUGAAAAUUAAAACAAUUAAAAAAAAGUGAAGAAUAGAAACAUAUUAUAAAUUAUCACGAAAACAAUGAUUCUCUUUAAAUGUAUGGACGGGUACAGUUUUGCCAGGCGUUAGAAAAAUCUGCAUAUAAGCUAAACAAUUCAAUGUUUCAUUUUACUGUAUGGCGGCCACCUGUCUAUGACAGCCAUGUUGAGGUUCCCCAACGUAUUUUACUAUGUGUUUUAACUUUGUAUGUCAACCACCUGCUCCACGCGGCUACCGGUCACAAUUUUCGAACUAAAAGGCGAAAAUGAACCUGUUGUCGCGGCCAUAAAAAUGCAUUGUAAAGAAAUGGAUGCAGCAGUUACCGUAAUAAAUGUUGAACUGAAAGCCGGUUCUCAACCGGAAUAUCAGCGAUUAU
Messenger RNA from Gigantopelta aegis, 774 nucleotides. RefSeq lists its product as uncharacterized. Bases 43 to 405 code for a protein of 120 amino acids. The transcript is spliced from 3 exons. The record is from RefSeq and is a predicted model, not a curated record. Lineage: Eukaryota; Metazoa; Mollusca; Gastropoda; Neomphalida; Peltospiridae.